UCGAGCCCUUCCCAGUCCGCACCUUUGGACGCCCUGGUCCCACGUGACUGUCCCCUCCUCCCUCCCGAUCGCGCGCACGGGCCGGGCGUCUGGCAUCCCGCGCGCACUCGGCUGGUCCCAGUGCCCAGCAGAAAAAGCGGAGGAGAGAGCGAACCGGCGAGGCGGCCCCGGGGAGCGGGCGCGAGUGGCAGGCUGCCGGGAUCGCCUGUGCACGACGGCGGCGCGGGUGGCUGUGAUCUGAGCCGCGGGAGCUGGGCGGGCGGAUUCCGCAUCCACGGAGUGUGAUGAAGCUGCCCAGCCUCGCUGUUCCGCUUGCAGCCAGCUGACACCGCCUGCACCCAGCCGGGAAAGGAGACGCCGCGGGGCCGUGACCUUGGCCGAGGAGAACAGACUAAAAAUCCCUAUACCUGAGAGUGGAUCAAGUGUGGGGUGACAUGGCCCAGGGGAAUAAUUAUGGGCAGACCAGUAAUGGGGUGGCAGAUGAAUCACCCAACAUGCUGGUGUACAGAAAGAUGGAAGAUGUCAUAGCACGGAUGCAGGAUGAAAAAAAUGGAAUUCCUAUUCGAACUGUCAAAAGUUUUCUUUCUAAGAUACCUAGUGUCUUCUCUGGCUCAGACAUUGUUCAGUGGUUAAUAAAGAACUUGACUAUAGAAGAUCCAGUGGAAGCGCUCCAUUUGGGAACAUUAAUGGCUGCCCAUGGUUACUUCUUUCCAAUCUCAGAUCACGUUCUGACACUCAAGGAUGAUGGCACCUUUUACCGGUUUCAAACACCUUACUUUUGGCCAUCAAAUUGUUGGGAGCCAGAAAACACAGACUAUGCGGUUUAUCUCUGCAAGAGAACAAUGCAAAACAAGGCACGUCUGGAGUUAGCAGACUAUGAAGCUGAAAGCCUCGCAAGGUUACAGAGAGCAUUUGCCCGGAAAUGGGAGUUCAUUUUUAUGCAAGCAGAAGCACAAGCAAAAGUGGACAAGAAAAGGGACAAAAUUGAAAGGAAGAUCCUUGAUAGCCAAGAGAGAGCAUUUUGGGAUGUACACAGACCUGUGCCUGGAUGUGUAAAUACCACAGAAGUGGAUAUUAAGAAGUCAUCGAGAAUGAGAAACCCACACAAAACACGGAAGUCUGUCUAUGGCUUGCAAAAUGAUAUAAGAAGUCACAGUCCUACCCACACACCUACCCCAGAAACUAAACCUCCGACAGAAGACGAGUUACAACAACAGAUAAAAUAUUGGCAAAUACAGUUAGAUAGACAUCGAUUAAAAAUGUCAAAAGUUGCUGAUAGUUUACUAAGUUACACGGAACAAUAUUUAGAAUAUGACCCAUUUCUUGUGCCUCCUGAUCCUUCAAAUCCAUGGCUGUCUGAUGACACUACUUUAUGGGAACUUGAAGCAAGCAAAGAACCAAGUCAGCAAAGGGUAAAGCGAUGGGGGUUUGGCAUGGAUGAAGCUUUGAAAGACCCAGUUGGAAGAGAACAAUUCCUCAAAUUUCUAGAGUCAGAAUUUAGUUCAGAAAAUUUAAGAUUCUGGCUAGCAGUGGAAGACCUGAAGAAAAGACCUAUUAGAGAAGUUCCUUCCCGAGUUCAGGAAAUAUGGCAAGAAUUUCUGGCUCCAGGUGCCCCCAGUGCCAUUAACUUGGAUUCUAAGAGUUAUGACAAAACUACACAGAAUGUGAAGGAACCUGGACGAUAUACAUUUGAAGAUGCUCAGGAACAUAUUUACAAAUUGAUGAAAAGUGAUUCAUAUCCACGUUUUAUAAGGUCCAGUGCCUAUCAAGAGCUUCUACAGGCAAAGAAAAAGUCGGAACAGUCAAUGGAUCGCAGAACAUCUUUUGAAAAAUUUGCACAGAAUGUGGGCAGAAACAUCCCUAUUUUCCCAUGUCAUAAAAACUGUACACCAACACUGAGGGCCAGCACUAACCUGUUAUGAAAAGAGGGGAAGUCUCUCACGUCAAAGAGAUUAACAAGCCUUGUUCAGUCUUCCUAAAAGGAUCAUCCUGUAGCAUGGAAGCUAACUGGAGUCUGCAUAUACUUUGUAGCUUUGUUUUACCUGGAGCAGAGACAUUAGCCCAAGAUGUUGCAUGAGAAAAAGACCUGAAUUGUUCUUUUUGUGUGUACAUUAAGGCUUCAUCUGCAAGGGACUCUACCAUCUCAAAGCCUCCAUUUCAAAAUUUUGUCUGCUUAUUUCUCCCUUGUAUAGUAAGCUGAAUCUGUGUCUUUUCCUUUUUAACAAGCUCAGUGAAGUAAACUUCCCCUCCACUUUUUCAGUCACUCUCUCUUAAAGCUUAUGCUAGACACACAGUUUACUGAAAUUCAGUCAGUUACAAACUGGAAGAAUUGUAAAGGAAAACAUAUAUCAUAAGCAUCCAUGUGGCUUCACAUUUAUUAACCAAUAUACUAACACAGAAACUUUCAUUUCAUUAGUGUAUUCACAGUCAGGAGACACAAGGUCACACAUUUGC
This is a messenger RNA of Sorex fumeus (smoky shrew), 2454 nucleotides long. It is a transcript of the gene RGS7, whose product is annotated as regulator of G protein signaling 7. The record is from RefSeq and is a predicted model, not a curated record. Gene Ontology annotation, biological process: regulation of G protein-coupled receptor signaling pathway; intracellular signal transduction; G protein-coupled receptor signaling pathway. The coding region runs from base 435 to 1922 and encodes 495 amino acids. The transcript is spliced from 19 exons. NCBI's taxonomy places the organism in Eukaryota, Metazoa, Chordata, Mammalia, Eulipotyphla, Soricidae.